GAGAGCCAAGAAGAGAUGAAGAACAAAUUCUGUCGUAGUACAAUUUCAACUUCUGGUCUAGGGUCAUUAUUUCAAUUAGCAUUUCUUCGCCAAUUGGAGGAGUCAUCUGGUAUUUCUCAUUGGGAGAAUGACAAAGAAGCAACUAUACUUCGUCUUGGAUUUGUCAAGCCUGAAGUACUAAGCUGGUCUCCAAGGAUAAUUCUUUACCGUAACUUCUUAAGUACAGAGGAAUGUGAUUAUCUCAGAGCAAUUGCGAGACCCCGUCUUCAGGUUUCUACUGUUGUAGAUACCAAAACAGGGAAGGGAAUUAAGAGUGAAGUUCGUACAAGUUCCGGUAUGUUCUUAAGCUCCGAGGAGAGAAGAUAUCCAAUAAUACAGGCUAUUGAAAAGCGGAUUGCUGUCUUCUCACAAGUCCCUGCUGAUAAUGGAGAGCUCAUUCAAGUCCUUCGGUAUGAACCAAAUCAAUAUUACAAACCACAUUAUGAUUACUUUUCUGACUCAGUAAGUUCUUAUACCUUAAUACUUCAUUAUAUCAUUUUUUUUUUCAUUGUCUUUAUAUGCAAUGCACUGGUAAGACAUACUGCAUAUAAUGUGGAAUUGUGGAUGCAGUACAACUUAAAGCGUGGAGGACAGCGAAUAGCAACAAUGCUCAUGUAUUUAACUGAUAAUGUUGAAGGGGGUGAAACACACUUUCCCAAGGCUGGAGAUGGAGAAUGCAGUUGUGGAGGGAAGAUGGUGAAAGGGCUUUGUGUAAAGCCCAAUAAAGGAGACGCAGUGCUCUUCUGGAGCAUGGGAUUGAACGGGGAGUCGGAUCCAAACAGCCUUCAUGGAGGAUGUGAGGUUCUGAAAGGAGAGAAGUGGUCGGCGACGAAGUGGAUGAGGCAGAGAACUAGCUACUGAUUUCUCAUUACAUUUCCCAUACCUAUUUUUGGUGGUCAUUGAGUAGAAGAAUUUUCAAGGUUAUGAGCAGUGUAAAAAUGUCCUUAAAUGUAUCUGUCAUAGAAACACUGGUGAGUUAAUUAACCUUUUUUUUAACUAAAGAAACAGGAAGACAUCAUACUUAAUGGAAAAAAGAUAGGGUAUAUUAUCACUUGAGAUUAUUUCGAAA
Messenger RNA from Asparagus officinalis (garden asparagus), 1108 nucleotides. Its product is annotated as prolyl 4-hydroxylase 1. Gene Ontology annotation, molecular function: iron ion binding; L-ascorbic acid binding; procollagen-proline 4-dioxygenase activity. The record is from RefSeq and is a predicted model, not a curated record. NCBI's taxonomy places the organism in Eukaryota, Viridiplantae, Streptophyta, Magnoliopsida, Asparagales, Asparagaceae. The transcript has 10 exons. Gene Ontology annotation, biological process: peptidyl-proline hydroxylation to 4-hydroxy-L-proline. The coding region runs from base 16 to 900 and encodes 294 amino acids. Gene Ontology annotation, cellular component: endoplasmic reticulum.